CUUCGAGCUCCCCAUACAAUCCAUACAGCUGCAGCGACGGAAAACUGCAUGGCUCACUGGACUACCUCGGAUGGUGACACGAUCCCCCCUCUUUUUAUUUAUUUCCUUGCUCUAACCUGACCCCAACGUGGAGACCGUAUUCCUCUUAAACUGCUUUCCCGGUAUAAAAAGGAUGCAGGGAGCCCUAUUCCCCUCUCGGCUGCCUCUGUCUCUCCUUUCUCCGCUUCUCGUCUUUACUCCCGCAACCGAGCAACAGCCGCAUAGACAUCUCCGCAAGAACGAAUGACCGCCUCCAAGCAGACCCAGGCCCGUGGUGGUACCACCUCUCCACCAUCCUCCUUCUCCCUCCCUCGCCUGUCGCCCUUCCAAUGGUUCCUCCAUCUCUUACCAGCCAUCAUAUUUGCCUUCUACGUCUACUCCACUAAGGGUCCCUUCCAGUCUGUCGCCUGCCUAACUUUCAAUCGCAGCUGCAAUAACCUCUCCAACUUCCAUCUCGAGGGCAUUCUCGAUCGUUCAGAGUUCUAUGCACCCGUUAUUAGCUACUAUACCCGACUAUUCGCCACCCACGAGGACCUCGGCGGCUCCUUCGCAGUCUUUGUGGAAGGUGAGCCCGUCAUCGACCUCUUUGCGGGAACCAAAGAUCUGGAGGGCACCAUCCCAUAUGCAAACCAGACCCUCCAACAGGUCUAUUCCUCCGGCAAAGUCGUUGAGGGCAUCGUAAUCGCAAGACUUGUCCAAAAGGGAUUGUUGGACUACUCGAAAAGGGUUGCGGACUACUGGCCAGAGUUUGCACAGAACGGAAAGCAGGAUGUUCGCCUGGUUGAUGUGAUGGUCCACGAGUCUGGAGUCUUUCAUGUGGACGAUCCUGGCCGGAACUUCACCUGGGAGACCCUGGCCGAUCGUGAAGAAUUCUCGGAGAAGCUGGCUAAGCAGAAGCACUAUUUCGGAGGGCAGGUCGCGAGAGCCUAUCAUGCCGUGAGUCGAGGCUGGUAUCUGAACGAGAUUGUGCGCAGGGUCGACCCACAGGGACGGACGAUCGGUCAGAUCGCAAGGGAGGAGCUCAUGGGGGACUACACCGAUGUGGAGCUGCAUUACAGCUUGUUUGAGAACGAUCGUGAUUGGGAGGACCGACUGGCACCUAUGUUUGACUAUCCUGUUUUGCGGAUCAUCGGACGACUGUUGUUGCCACGGUCUGUUCAGACAAACAAAUGGAUCGGUUAUCCGGACUUGCCGCCAUUGCACCCAUUGGUAUGGCAGCUGAUUCAGAAGUGGAGCCUGUCUUCAAAGGCAUUGACACCUAGAAUGGCGCCCUUUGCCAGCAGUUUCAGGACAAAGAAGGCGCAUACCACCGAGAGUACCAGUUUUUCGCUCAAGACCAACGCCCAUUCACUGGCUAAACUCGUGUCCAUGAUGGCCAACAAAGGCGCAUCCAUCCAUCCUGGUCAGGAGCCCGAUCUGAUAUCUCCCGAGACCUAUGCUGAAGCGACCUCUUAUCACUCAACUCGACCCUGUGCAAUCACCUUUGAGUCUUUGCCCCUCUCUCGCGGAGGCUGGGUCAAAAGCCGCAACUUUUUCCGCGAUGGCCCUCUGACGGGCGUCGAAGUUCAGGGCUGGGGCGGCGCUGGAGGGUCGUUGGUUGUGUGGAUCGAAGAGCUCGGAAUCGGCUUCUCGUACGUGACGAACGCAUUCGGUGCGCCCAUGUCUAUUCUGGGCGAUUUCCGUGGCAAGACGCUGCUCGAAAAGGUGGUUGUCGCCAGGAAGAAAGAGCUGGGACUUCUGCCAGCUGACAAUAAAGCAUGAGAACACGUCCAGAAUGAAAUAAAAAAAGAGAAGAAAUGGUAAUGUUUAUGUACGAAAUGCUUUUUUGGGUUUUCAUUAAAAAGAUGCAUGUGUAGUGCGUGAGGGAUUGAGUGGAGCUGGUCGGGUUAUUCGUUUCUAUCUGCCGCAACGAUCCCCUUGCUUUAGUUCUCGGGAUCAGAGUUCCCUUUUUUUUUUUUUUUUUUUUUUUUUUUGGAUGGAUCUUCUUGUUUU
Molecule: messenger RNA, 2031 nt
Organism: Gamsiella multidivaricata
Lineage: Eukaryota; Fungi; Mortierellomycota; Mortierellomycetes; Mortierellales; Mortierellaceae
Product: beta-lactamase/transpeptidase-like protein
Exons: 3
Coding region: 283-1800 (505 amino acids)
Source: RefSeq, a predicted model, not a curated record